AUGGUGUUGUGAAGAAAAUUUGAAGCUAGAUAACCAGGAACCAAGAAAUCUGACAGGCCGGCGAUGACGCCGACUGCUGCAAGCCUACUGUCAACAACGGCAGCCCAUUCUGCGAGUAGAAGCGCUUCAGAGUAUCUGGCGAACAUUUCCGCUAUGCCUACGCCAGACCCCAGCAUCGCCUUCACAACCACAGUCGCUGUACUAAUGCAAAAGACUUUAACUGCCUUUCGCUCCGGUCCAGCCUGUAACGGCAGCGAGCUCUGCGUAGAGCAAGAAGCUGCCAACAUUUCCAGAUCGUCGUCCCUGGAACAAGAUCGCAACGAGUACGACGACUACGGCGAGAUCAAGGUAGUGGAAGAAGUGUUGGCCAUUGCCGUGCCCAUCCUCUUCGGAGUGAUCGCAGUCAUAGGAUUUUUCGGCAACGCCCUGGUGGUCCUUGUGGUGCUGUGUAACCCCCAGAUGAGAUCGACCACUAACAUUCUCAUCAUCAACCUCGCCAUGGCCGACCUUCUCUUCAUCGUCUUCUGCGUGCCGUUCACUGGCUGGGACUAUACGCUCAACUACUGGCCGUUCGGAGACACCUGGUGCAGGAUCGUGCAGUACCUCGUGAUCGUCUGCGCCUACGCGAGCAUCUACACACUCGUCCUAAUGUCCCUGGACAGGUUCCUGGCCGUCGUUCAUCCCAUAACGUCCAUGACGAUAAGGACGGAAAGGAACGCGUACUUAGCCAUUAUGCUCACUUGGGUAUUGAUCCUCCUAGCGUGCAUACCGGCGCUGUACUCGCACGGCAUGAUCAUCGAGGAGGCCUACUCCUCCUGCACCUUCCGCGUCGACAAGGGGUACAACAUAGCCGCCUUCCAGAUAUCCUUCUUCAUGUCUUCCUUCGUCGUUCCGCUGGCGCUCAUCUUCGUCCUCUACGUCCUCAUGUUGAAGCGUCUCUGGCUGGGAGUCACUUCCGGCGGACGAGUGAGCGCCGAAAGCGUUCGCUCCAAGAAGCGCGUCACCCGACUGGUCGUGGUGGUGGUGCUCGUGUUCGCCGUGUGCUGGUGCCCCGUUCACGUUGUGCUCGUGCUUAAGAGUUUAGACCUCUACGGCAGGCCCAUGAACCCGCCCCGCAUUGUCGUGCAGAUCGCGUCGCAGGUGCUCGCCUACACGAACUCGUGCGUGAACCCGUUCCUGUACGCCUUCCUGUCGGACAACUUCCGCCGCAGCUUCCGCAAGGCCAUCUUCUGCUACAGGAAGGCUUCCGGCAGAAGCGUCGGCGGCACCGGAUCAUGUAUGGCGCGUACUCGGACGCCCGACGACACCGAACGGACGGAGCGGGAAACGACGGCCACGUGCAUCACGAAGGCGUCCAACAUAUCGAACGACAUUUUGUAGUGGUUCGACAUCAUCGCAUUUGCCGGCGAAAGCCAGGCACAUGUCAGCCAUCUGAAAUCGACGCUGUAACUUAAUACUGUACCUCUCUGAGAUGCGAGACAAAUAGUUAGAACGUAUUGCUAGAGCCUGGCACAAAUACCCUAUAUUAGCGCAUGCGCAUAAACUCAAUGGUCGCUAUCCGAUUCUCUAAAGCGUUGUGAGGAAUUCCUGAAGGCGAGUCGCAUUAAUGGGUUUGCCUGUGAAAUGCACCACAUAGCCUGGUUGAUUCUAGACUGCCAUGCGGUGAACUUUGUCGGUGGGACCAUCAUCUAGACAUAGUCCUAAAUUCACGGCGGAAACACAGGCUAUAGCGUGCGAGACAUUGUAAGACACGUUGUCGUAAGUGAUAUAGGUCCCAGGUAACGCUACUAAGUUAUGGUCUUAAUAGAAAAAUGACGUAAGAACAUAAAAAUACUUCGGUGAAAGUCACGUCGAUGGGCAGGAGACGCAAUCGCCCGGCGAAGCGGGUGAGUGGGUCGCCCGCUUCCCUACAAUUCGUCGUCGCCUGUGAUGGGCUUGCGCGUAAAUGCUUAGGACAUCCAGGCAUAUAUGUACACCUCCGCUACAAACACUACACUAUGCCAAGCCUUUGUUAUUGUGGGGUGCGCUUCAGCCAAAAUACAAAAAUAAGGGUGCCGGCUCGCGGUAAGAAAUGUAUGGUUUGUUAGAGCGAGCUGUGAUUACAAUUCGCGUUAUUUGACAAAGUGGAGCGUUGUGUGGAAGCGCCGAUUGUACGUUUAUAUACAUAUAGGCACACUAGACAGAAUAAUACGGCUCCGUGCCGUGCUGGAAACAGGGUCCGGAAUAGAGAGUCUAUAUCGUGUGUGUAAUACUGAAAGUUGCGUGUUUUCUUUGUACAUAAAUUGUGGACAACAUAAGUACUCGACUUUCCAUUCGUUUGCCAUUUUCUUAGCGUUGCGUUAUAGCUGCAUAACAUGACCGGUAUUGUUGUAUGACCAUCACGCCUUUGCUGCAUUAUAAACUUCUCACGUAGUGACAUUAAAAUACUCCUUCGUCUUUAGAUUUCUGAAGUGGAAACAGCGGUAACUCGCUUUACUUCCUCGUUGAAAGUGUACUAUCAAUGAAGUUCUUAUUAGUUAAGCGUCAGCAUCUGCCGUGGUCCUUUGACCUGUGGUUUAUGGAUACGUUGACCCUGGGAGAGAGAUAGAGUCCCCACUUAGCCGCGAAGGCACAUCACUUUGCUUCCAGAAGCGAUGUGUUGCAGCGAGGAGUUUGUAAGUCGAACCCUCCACAAGCAUUCAUGUCGGCAGAUGUUCACGAGGAGCCACUGCGAAUAAUACUGCUUCCGUCUCGAAUUUACAAUCACUAUAUUUAACGUGUGUCUUCGUCUAUCUCACACACACACAUGCUGUUGCACUGUGACCCGCGUGGUACCUGACUAUAUAUGACUCACCAUAUAGCGCGUUUGCGCAUGCGUGUGACUUCGCGACGUUCCCCUCGGUUCAUGUAAGUGUCUUCAGUAACGCAAAGGCUUUGGAAACAGCGACGAAGAGACGGUCUAAAAUCCUGCGUACUGAGGAGAUCAACUGAAAAACGACCACGCCAACCCCUUACUGUUUUUCGCGCACAACGGUACCUGCACAUCUAUGUAUUAUAGAUCCUGCUUUUUCUUCACCGUUCUGGGAUUGACGGGAGUCUCUGGACGCAGCUAUGUUCACAUUGUUGCGUCACAUAACUCAUUCCCUGCUUCCAAGGCGAUUGCGCGGUGCUUUGUGGUAGAGAGAGUAAUCAAGAGCGCCGCAUAACGCUAUUCUGCUAUUGGUUUUUCAUUCAUGUAUGCUGUGCUGUUUCUGUAUUGUGUAUAGUGCUAUUCAUGCGUAGCGCAAGAAUUAUCUUUGGUAUAAUUGCGCUGAUAUUAGUUUAAGACAUUGCGUACCGGAGAAAAGAAGAAUGAAUUUGAGCAAGGCAUUGCAGUAUGUUACCGACCAGUGGUGUAGCUUAUAUAUUUUUUGUUUUGUUUAUUGCGCACUGUCUUCAGUUCUUGUAUCCGAUGUCUUUGUUCCUUACUGUUGAGUUGCUGCAAAUGCGGGGACAAGGACCUCUGUUAGGCAAUUGCCCUUACUCACAGUCUAUUCUGGAUUUGUCCAAAAAUAUAUUUCAAUGUAACUUGGACUAAAUAUUUUGAUUUCCGCGACUUAGCUAUCCCAGCGUACGUUUCACUUCGUUUCUUCGUGUGACUGGGAAGCAAAUUUAUGUGCGCGAAAGUAAAAAACUUGUGCAUGUGUAAUGACGUGGUGAAAGCAGCUCUUGGACAGUAACGAAAUGUUGAUUUCAUGUAUCAAAUAAUUUAAGGGCAUACGCGAAUUAAAUGUACAUAAAACAAAAUGUGCUAAUUUGUGCUCGGACAUCGUUUUCCUAUCAUCUCAAACUGUUACUAUCGCCGCAAAUGAGCAGCUGCCAUGCGCACUGUUUUUCACGUUGCCUGUCCCGCGCGUGCCAUCAUGUCUGUUCAUAACAGUGCUCGGCGGGUCAAACGUGGUCUGGAUCCUGGCUCCUUCAUAAAAUGAAGCUCUUCUAUACUGUUCAGUGUUAUGUACAUGAUGUUAUGCUUUCAAAUCGGUAUAUUACUGACGCUGUAAAUAGAACAUGUUGAUGUUACACGUUGAAAUGGAAUAAGUCAAAUCAAUAACAACACGCCUUGAAUCGUGGGCCCACUGAUCUCAAGUUGCACAUGCUGCGCUACAGCGCGCAUUGAUAUCCUUGCAAUCGCAACAGAGUUUAAUGUCCUUGCACUGUUUUCUAUUUCAAACGCUCGGCACAGAAGUAGAGAACUAUAGUCGGAUAGAAUAGUAGAAGUCCGCGGCAUUUCCUCCUCAAAGGCGGAUGCACAAAAACCUUCACGACUGGGCCCGCACUCCACAGUGGCGUCAUGAGCCGGACGGCCGGUAACCACGCCAUCGAUGAACAUUGCCGAGUGCAUGAGCGGGACUAUUUCUUUAGUCGCGGAAGCGCUCGGCCGCCGCGCUUCGGUCGCCUGGGCGGGGCUUCUCCGGACUUCUUAAGUUGUAUCCGACUGUAGAAUGUUUAUUAACCGCAGUUAUCUAUACCGAAACAUGUUUGUUAUUUUCCCAUUAUCGAAUGAUUGAACGCUUUACCCGAUUCAGUCUCUGUUGAAAACUGCGAAUAAAGUCGCCUUCU
Messenger RNA from Rhipicephalus sanguineus (brown dog tick), 4578 nucleotides. Its product is annotated as allatostatin-A receptor. Lineage: Eukaryota; Metazoa; Arthropoda; Arachnida; Ixodida; Ixodidae. Gene Ontology annotation, cellular component: membrane. The transcript has a single exon. Gene Ontology annotation, biological process: G protein-coupled receptor signaling pathway. Gene Ontology annotation, molecular function: G protein-coupled receptor activity. Bases 64 to 1380 code for a protein of 438 amino acids. The record is from RefSeq and is a predicted model, not a curated record.